Elephantulus edwardii (Cape elephant shrew) is the source of this 2161-nucleotide messenger RNA. It is a transcript of the gene HNRNPU, whose product is annotated as heterogeneous nuclear ribonucleoprotein U (scaffold attachment factor A). The annotation marks the transcript as partial. Gene Ontology annotation, molecular function: poly(G) binding; pre-mRNA binding; transcription corepressor activity. The record is from RefSeq and is a predicted model, not a curated record. The transcript has 9 exons. Gene Ontology annotation, biological process: negative regulation of telomere maintenance via telomerase; regulation of chromatin organization; CRD-mediated mRNA stabilization. Gene Ontology annotation, cellular component: catalytic step 2 spliceosome; nuclear speck; membrane. Lineage: Eukaryota; Metazoa; Chordata; Mammalia; Macroscelidea; Macroscelididae.
AUGAGUUCUUCGCCUGUUAAUGUAAAAAAGCUGAAGGUGCCGGAGCUGAAAGAGGAGCUCAAGAAGCGGCGCCUUUCCGACAAGGGCCUCAAGGCCGAGCUCAUGGAGCGCCUCCAGGCCGCGCUGGACGACGAGCAGGCCGGCCGCCCCGCCAUGGAGCCCGGGAACGGCAGCCUCGACCUGGGCGGGGAUUCGGCCGGGCGCUCGGGCGCGGGCCUCGAGCAGGAGGCCGCCGGCGGCGGCGACGACGACGAGGAGGAGGAGGAAGAGGAGGAGGAGGGCAACUCGGCCCUGGACGGCGACCAGAUGGAGCUAGGGGAGGAGAACGGGGCCGCGGGGGCGGCCGGCUCGGGCCGGAUGGAGGAGGCCGCCUCGGAGGACGAGAACGGCGACGAUCAGGGCUUCCAGGAGGGGGAGGAUGAACUCGGCGACGAGGAGGAAGGCGCGGGCGACCAGAACGGCCACGGCGAGCAGCAGGCGCAACCGCCGGCGACGCCGCAGCAGCAGCAGCCGGCGGCGGCUCAGCGCGGGGCCGCCAAGGAGGCGGCAGCCAAGAGCGGCGGCCCCACCUCGCUGCUCGCGGUGACGGUGGCGCCGCCCGGGUCGCGGCAGGGCCAGCAGGCGGGAGGUAAGAAGAAGGCGGAAGGCGGCGGAGGCGGCGGUCGCCCCGGGGCUCCGGCGGCGGGAGACGGGAAAACAGAACAGAAAGGCGGAGAUAAAAAGAGAGGUGUGAAAAGACCUCGAGAGGAUCACGGUCGGGGCUAUUUUGAGUACAUCGAAGAGAACAAGUACAGCAGAGCCAAGUCUCCGCAGCCCCCUGUUGAAGAGGAAGAUGAGCAUUUUGAUGACACGGUGGUUUGUCUUGAUACUUAUAACUGUGAUCUACAUUUCAAAAUAUCCCGGGAUCGCCUUAGUGCUUCUUCCCUUACUAUGGAGAGUUUUGCAUUUCUCUGGGCUGGAGGAAGAGCUUCUUAUGGGGUUGCAAAAGGCAAAGUCUGUUUUGAAAUGAAGGUUACAGAGAAGAUCCCAGUAAGGCAUUUAUACACAAAAGAUAUUGAUAUACAUGAAGUUCGGAUUGGCUGGUCGCUAACUACAAGUGGAAUGCUACUUGGUGAAGAAGAGUUUUCUUACGGGUAUUCUUUGAAAGGAAUAAAAACUUGCAACUGUGAGACUGAAGAUUAUGGAGAGAAGUUUGAUGAAAACGAUGUGAUAACAUGUUUUGCUAAUUUUGAAAGUGAUGAAGUUGAGCUCUCCUAUGCUAAGAAUGGACAAGAUCUUGGUGUUGCUUUCAAAAUCAGUAAGGAAGUUCUUGCUGGACGACCACUCUUUCCACAUGUUCUUUGCCACAACUGUGCAGUUGAAUUUAACUUUGGUCAGAAGGAAAAGCCAUAUUUUCCAAUACCGGAAGAGUAUACUUUUAUCCAGAAUGUCCCCCUUGAGGAUCGCGUCAGAGGACCAAAAGGGCCUGAAGAGAAGAAAGAUUGUGAAGUUGUAAUGAUGAUUGGCUUGCCAGGUGCAGGAAAAACCACCUGGGUUACUAAACAUGCGGCAGAAAAUCCUGGUAAAUACAACAUUCUUGGGACAAAUACCAUUAUGGAUAAAAUGAUGGUGGCAGGUUUUAAGAAGCAAAUGGCAGAUACUGGAAAAUUGAACACCCUGUUGCAGAGAGCUCCACAGUGUCUGGGGAAAUUUAUUGAGAUUGCAGCCCGCAAAAAGAGAAAUUUCAUUCUGGAUCAGACAAAUGUGUCUGCUGCUGCCCAGAGGAGAAAAAUGUGCCUGUUUGCAGGCUUUCAACGAAAAGCUGUUGUUGUGUGCCCGAAAGACGAGGACUAUAAGCAGAGAACACAGAAGAAAGCAGAAGUAGAGGGCAAAGACCUUCCAGAGCAUGCAGUUCUCAAAAUGAAAGGAAAUUUCACGCUACCAGAAGUGGCUGAGUGCUUUGAUGAAAUAACAUAUGUUGAACUCCAGAAAGAGGAAGCUCAGAAACUUCUGGAGCAGUAUAAGGAAGAAAGCAAAAAGGCUCUUCCCCCAGAAAAGAAACAAAACACUGGCUCAAAGAAGAGCAAUAAAAACAAGAGUGGUAAAAACCAGUUUAACAGAGGUGGUGGCCAUAGAGGACGUGGAGGAUUCAACAUGCGUGGUGGAAAUUUCAGAGGGGGAG